AUGCUUCUUGACUCUGAACCUAAAGCCAACAACAGUGUCGUACGGGUUGUUGGUGAUGCCGUGGAGAUGGUUGUGGGACUCAAACCACAUACACAGCUCACUGGUGUUGGUGACGCCGAUCGGGAUGGCCCCCGCUCUCUUCAGCAGGGCCACCACCGGAGCGUCCACGGUGGCCACGACUCCUCGCCUGGAGACCAAACCGGAAGUCAGAGGGUUGCUGAUGGGCGGGAGCUUCUUCCCGGACAUAACGGGUCUCUGAGGGGACAAGAGCCGAAACAGCGUAAAGAGGACUCCAAUGACCGCCUUGAAGAGCCAUACCUGAGCCUUUUCCAGAAGGCUCAAUGGCGCCAUGUUUCCACCGCAGGGAGAGGACGGAGGGUCAGCGGUAGUUCGGCCGUGGUCACGGCGAUUCCGUUGCCCAGUACGAUGACUCCUUCUAGCAAGAUGAUUGUCAGUCAACACGGAACUCGUCCUCCUAGCAAACAGCGGCUGAAGAUAUACCUGCUAUGUCAAGUUAGCACAGCAGGGCCUCAGACAGAUCACCACAGAUAUAGAACAGCUUUUUCUACAUCUAUAGGACAGAUUGUUCUAUAUGCAGAUCGCAAACUACAAACCAAAAGCCCCCCCACUCCCAUCAACGAGCUGUGCCUGGCAAACAACCUCAACAACUUCUUCUGUCGUUUUGAAAGACCAUGCCUGACACCAUCCCCCGUGAUUCCAUUCACCAGCUCCAGCCCUCCUGCCCCACCUCAGCAGGGGCCAGCCAGGGCCUGUUCAUCGCUGGCCACCUCAGAGCUCCCCCUCCCCCCUCCACAACAACAACCCUCUCCACCCAGGAGAGACAAGUUAACAGGCUGUUCCAAAAACAAAACCCACUGCAAAGCAGCCAGGCCAGACUCUGUCUCUCCCUCCACCCUGAAGUGGUGCAGUGGCACUGAUCAGCUGUCUCCAGUGUUCACAGAUAUCUUUAACACCUCACUGGAAACAUGCCAUGUACCAGCCUGCUUCAAGUCCUCCACCAUCAUCCCUGUCCCCAAGAAAACAAGGAUCGCAGGACUGAAUGACUACAGACCUGUCACCCUGACCUCUGUGGUUAUGAAGUCUUUUGAGCGCCUUGUUCUGUCUCACCUCAAAUCUCUCACAGAACCACUCUUGGAACCCCUGCACUUCGCCUACAGAGCCAACAGGUCUGUAGACUCUACAUUUCAUCCUCCGGCACCUGGACUCCUCAGGAACCUACGCCAGGAUCCUGUUAGUGGACUUCAGCUCUGCCUUCAACACCUGGUGAACUGGGGAAACACAUCUCAGACUCAACGACCAUCAGCACCGGUUCCCCCCAAGGCUGCGUCCUAUCCCCUCUGCUCUUCUCCCUGUACAGCAACAACUGCACCUCCAGUCACCAGUCCGUCAAGUUCCUUAAGUUCUCAGACGACACCACCCUCAUUGGACUCAUCUCUGGUGGGGAUGAGUCCGCCUACAGGUGGGAGAUUGACCACCUGGUGACCUGGUGCAGUCAGAACAACCUGGAGCUAAACGCUCUGAAGACAGUGGAGACGGUUGUGGAUUUCCAGAAACAAGCAGCCCCGCCCACCCCCAUCACCCUGGGUGACUCCCCAGUCAACACUGUGAAGUCCUUCCGCUUCAUGGGCUCCAUCAUCUCCCAGGACCUCAUCAAAAAGGCCCUAAAAACUACACUUUGCAUUAACCUACAUCCUGGACUAUACACCUGCCCAUUGCAUAAUUUUUGCACAUUCUGCUCUAAACCAUUCAGCCUCUUUUUUUCUUAUGUUAAACAGCUAUUUUGUAGAUAGUUGUUUCUGUAUUAUUGUUUAUUUCAUAUUAAUGUUUAAUAUGUUUAUGUAUGCACCAACCACCAAGGGAAAUUCCUUGUAAGUGUUACUUACUUGGCAAUAAAUCCAUGUCUGAUUCUGAGGUACUUGUACUUACAUUCUACUGUUACACUGUUCACGGCAUUUCAGAGGCAAAUAUUGUACUUUUUAGUCCACUACAUUUAUUUGAUACUUAAAGUUACUGGUUAUUAUCCCAAUUAUAUAAUUUACAUUAUUCUGAAAUGGGCCAUUUGACUCAAUAUCAGAAUAGAGUAUUUCUUGUUGCACACAGACCCAUAGAAUGUAAUACACAGAAUAGGUCCCAAUGAAGUAACUGUAUGUCAACACUAGAGGGCAGCAUUGCUAAAGGCUGUAAUGAUCACACACUUUUUUUUAAAUUAACCAAACAGAGCACGUAGCAAAAGAAAAGAACUACCUCUGCAAUGCAGGUCAGUGGGUUAGUGGAUAAUCCAUACUGUCUGCUGCUGCUGCUGCUGCUGCUGCUGCUGCUGCUGCUGCUGCUGCUGCUGCUGCUGUGUUACACUGCACCACCAACUCAAUCAACACAAUGACAAUGAUUUUAAAAUUCUGUUAUUUAACCAUUUGAAAGACUGCCUGUGAAACUUUAUUAAAAACAGCCUUUGAUAACAUCUUA
This is a messenger RNA of Perca fluviatilis (European perch), 2484 nucleotides long. RefSeq lists its product as uncharacterized. The record is from RefSeq and is a predicted model, not a curated record. The transcript has 4 exons. The coding region runs from base 1 to 1503 and encodes 500 amino acids. NCBI's taxonomy places the organism in Eukaryota, Metazoa, Chordata, Actinopteri, Perciformes, Percidae.